UUCACGAUCUUCGCUCCUCUCUCUGCUAACCCUUCAUCUCUGAAGCUCUUUCUCUUUCUUCUCCGACCCCCCCACGCCAUGGAGGUGAGCAUGGACCCGCUGUUUCUGGCCUGGAGCUACUCCAGGAGGCGGAAACUCCAGCAGUGUUCGGACAUCUGCACCAAAAUAUUACAAGACAACCCAUACGACCAGGCUGCCUGGGGCCUGAAAACUCGUGCUCUGACAGAGAUGGUAUACAUAGACGAAGUUGAGGUCGACCAGGAGGGCAUUGCUGAGAUGAUGCUGGAUGAGAGCUCGAUAGCUCAAGUUGCACGCCCCGGAACAUCACUGAGGCUCCCGGGAACAAGUCAGGGCGGGGGGCCCACAGCAGCUGUCAGGCCUAUGACACAUGCCGGGCGUCCCAUCACAGGGUUUGUGAGACCCAGCACACAGUCAGGGCGUCCUGGGACGAUGGAGCAGGCCAUCAGAACUCCCCGCACUGCGAGCACUGCUCGGCCGGUCACGAGUGCUUCUGGUAGAUUCAUCCGUCUGGGAACGGCUUCAAUGCUGACCAAUCCAGAGGGACCAUUUAUUAACUUGUCAAGACUAAAUCUGGCCAAGUAUUCCCAAAAGCCCAACUUGUCCAGGACGCUGUUUGAGUACAUCUUCCAUCAUGAAAACGACGUGAAAAAUGCUCUAGAUUUGGCUGCGCAAGCUACUGAACAUGCUCAGUUCAAAGACUGGUGGUGGAAAGUUCAGCUGGGAAAAUGUUACUACAGGCUUGGCUUAUACAGAGAAGCAGAAAAACAGUUUCGAUCAGCUCUCAACCACCAGGAGGUGGUAGACACAUUUCUCUAUCUGGCAAAGGUUUACCAGCGCCUUGAUCAACCAAUAACAGCACUCAAUCUUUUCAAGCAAGGCCUGGACCACUUCCCCGGUGAGGUCACCCUUCUAACAGGGAUCGCUCGGAUUCAUGAGGAGAUGAACAACAUUUCAUCAGCCACAGAGUACUACAAAGACGUGCUGAAGCAGGACAACACUCACGUGGAGGCCAUAGCGUGUAUAGGCAGCAAUCACUUCUAUACUGAUCAGCCAGAGGUCGCCCUGCGGUUCUACAGACGGCUGCUCCAGAUGGGGGUGUAUAACUGCCAGCUCUACAACAACCUGGGCCUGUGCUGCUUCUACGCGCAGCAGUACGAUAUGACUCUGUCGUCCUUUGAGAGAGCUCUGGCCCUGGUGGACAAUGAUGAGGAGCAGGCUGAUGUUUGGUACAACAUAGGCCAUGUGGCUGUGGGCAUAGGAGACUUGACACUGGCCUACCAGUGUUUUAAACUGUCUCUGGCUUUUAACAAUGACCACGCUGAGGCCUACAACAACUUGGCUGUGCUGGAGCUACGCAAAGGCCGUGUUGAGCAGUCUAAGGCCUUCCUACAGACAGCUGCAUCCCUGGCCCCUCACAUGUACGAGCCACACUUCAAUCUCUCCAUUCUCUCUGAAAAGAUUGGAGACCUUCAGAGCAGCUACACCGCAGCUCAAAAGUCUGAGGAUGCUUUUCCUGAGCACGUUGACACUCAGCAGCUUCUCAAGCAACUUCGGCAGCACUUUGCGGUGGUGUGAGCGUCAUGCUGCCGGCAGGCUUUGGCAGAGAGGUGUGAGAUCAGAGACACUGUGCUUCACACACGCAAAGCUAUUAAGAUACUAAAAGUCUGGAUGUAGCCUAUGUGGUUUUUAUCAUGUCUGUGGCAUUUCAAGAUUAAUUUAACAACCGACUAAACUCUCCACAUGCCGCUCUGCAAGAACUCUAUUUAAUAAUAUCACACAUGAUAUAUGAGAUGUGGGAUGAUAUUGUCCUGAUAAACUUUUAAACUUGUGCCCAGAUGUGUAUGGUAGUAACACACAUGUACAUAGACAAAGUAAAUAUUUUAUUUAAUACAGUAAAACAAGUAUCUCACAUUUUAUAGUUCAUUUCUUAACUCAGAUGUGUAUUUCAAAACCUUUCUUGCUAUUUUGUAUUCUCAACAAAAUAUUGACGCGACAAUAAAAGGAACAAUUUGGAAGAUGUGUGAAGGUCUUUAAGGUGCAGUUAG
This is a messenger RNA of Limanda limanda (common dab), 2066 nucleotides long. RefSeq names its product tetratricopeptide repeat domain 8 (gene ttc8). The record is from RefSeq and is a predicted model, not a curated record. The transcript is spliced from 14 exons. Gene Ontology annotation, biological process: non-motile cilium assembly. Gene Ontology annotation, cellular component: BBSome; ciliary basal body; non-motile cilium. Bases 79 to 1596 code for a protein of 505 amino acids. NCBI's taxonomy places the organism in Eukaryota, Metazoa, Chordata, Actinopteri, Pleuronectiformes, Pleuronectidae. Gene Ontology annotation, molecular function: protein binding.